Ostrinia furnacalis (Asian corn borer) is the source of this 5525-nucleotide messenger RNA. RefSeq names its product G protein-coupled receptor kinase 1 (gene Gprk1). Gene Ontology annotation, biological process: regulation of signal transduction; G protein-coupled receptor signaling pathway; protein phosphorylation. The coding region runs from base 393 to 2495 and encodes 700 amino acids. The record is from RefSeq and is a predicted model, not a curated record. Lineage: Eukaryota; Metazoa; Arthropoda; Insecta; Lepidoptera; Crambidae. Gene Ontology annotation, molecular function: ATP binding; G protein-coupled receptor kinase activity; G protein-coupled receptor binding. The transcript has 16 exons.
AGAGAAGGUUUGUUUGUGUGCGUAGUUACGAAGUGACUGGAAGUGACGGGUGUUGGAAAACGCGUUUCGAUCAUUUCAGAUGUGUUUUUUUAGUAUAUUGCCUUACAGUCGUUUAAAAUACAUUUUGUAGAUGAGUAUUAAAUUAAUUAAAAUUAUAUCUAACCCGUAGAAAUGUAAUAAAGUGUUCCUAUUUACAUAAUAUGUCCGGAGAAUGUAAAUGAUCAGCAUGUGUCACCACUCAUCAACAAAUUUAUAGUGAAGCAGUGAACAGUCGUCAUGUGAGGAAGGUUAUGACUAUCAGUUGAAAAUCAACUUAAAUUUAGUUGGUGUUUGUGUUGUGGAUCAGUGUUAUUUAUUUUUUGGCUGGUGGGAGUGAUAAAUUCGGUCUCAAAAUGGCGGACCUCGAAGCUGUGCUGGCAGAUGUCAGCUACUUGAUGGCUAUGGAGAAAUCCAAGUGCACUCCAGCAGCGAGGGCUAGCAAAAAAAUUGUUUUGCCAGAUCCAAGUGUUCGGAGUGUUAUGCACAAAUAUAUGGAAAAGAAGAAUGAAGUUAAUUUUGACAAAAUAUUUAAUCAAGUCUUAGGUUAUUUAUUAUUUAAGGAAUUUUGUGAACAAACGUCAGAAGAACCAGUGCCACAAUUAAAGUUUUAUGAAGAGAUUAAAUUAUAUGAAAAACAAGAAUGUAUAGAAGAAAGGCGGAGGAUCGCGAGAGAUAUUUAUGACAAUUUUAUUAUGAAGGAACUAUUAGCACAUUCACACGAUUAUUCCAAGGAAUGCGUAGCGCAUGUACAGAAAUAUUUAAUGAAACACGAAGUGCCACCAAAUCUAUUUGAGCCGUAUAUUGAAGAAAUAUUCCAACAUCUCAGAGGAGAGCCUUUUAAACUAUUCUUAGAAAGUGACAAAUACACAAGGUUUUGUCAAUGGAAAAACUUAGAAUUAAACAUACAAUUAACGAUGAACGACUUCAGCGUACAUCGCAUCAUCGGACGAGGUGGUUUUGGUGAAGUGUACGGCUGUCGGAAGGCGGAUACCGGCAAGAUGUACGCGAUGAAGUGCCUCGACAAGAAACGCAUCAAGAUGAAGCAGGGCGAGACGCUCGCGCUCAACGAACGGAUUAUGCUCUCACUAGUCAGUACCGGGGUGGACUGCCCCUUCAUCGUAUGCAUGACGUACGCAUUCCACACGCCGGACAAACUGUGCUUCAUCCUGGACCUGAUGAACGGCGGCGAUCUCCACUACCACCUGUCGCAGCAUGGCGUCUUCAACGAGGCUGAGAUGAAGUUCUACGCGGCUGAAGUCAUCCUAGGUUUGGAGCACAUGCACAAGCGCCACAUAGUAUACAGAGACCUGAAGCCGGCGAACAUUCUGCUCGACGAGCACGGGCACGUGCGAAUAUCCGACCUGGGGCUCGCCUGCGACUUCUCCAAGAAGAAGCCACAUGCCAGCGUCGGCACCCACGGCUACAUGGCACCCGAAGUGCUGUCCAAAGGCACCGGCUACGACUCCUCGGCCGACUGGUUCAGCUUCGGCUGCAUGCUGUACAAACUGCUCAAGGGACACUCGCCGUUCCGCCAGCACAAGACUAAGGACAAGCACGAGAUCGACAGGAUGACUUUGACCAUGAACGUGGAGCUGCCGGAAUCGUUCAGUCCAAGCCUGAAGAGUCUGCUCGAGGGGCUGCUGCAGCGCGACAUCAACAAGCGGCUCGGCUGCAAGGGACGGGGCGCCGACGAAGUGAAAGAGCACGUGUUCUUCGCUGGCAUCGACUGGCAGCAGGUGUACCACCAGAAGUACACGCCGCCACUGAUCCCGCCGCGCGGGGAAGUGAACGCGGCAGACGCGUUCGACAUCGGCAGCUUCGACGAGGAGGAUACUAAAGGGAUCAAGUUGACCGAAGCUGAUCAGAUGCAAUACAAAGACUUCCCACUGGUCAUAUCCGAACGCUGGCAGUCGGAGGUGGCAGAGACAGUGUUCGAGACCAUCAACCAGGAGGCCGACAAGAUGGAGCAGAAGAAGAAGGCCAAGCAGAAACAGAAGUUUGACGCCGACGAAAAAGAAUCGGACUGCAUACUGCACGGCUACAUAAAGAAACUGGGCGGUCCGUUCGCCAGCGCCUGGCAGACGCGCUACGCGAAACUCUACCCCAACCGGCUGGAGCUGCAUCUUGAGAACAGCGCCAAGCCUGAGAUGAUACUCCUGGAUACCGUCGAAGAAGUGUCUUCUGACCUGGUGUCCAUCAAAGGAGAGCAGUGCAUCGUGCUGCGGACUAGAAACGACACCAAGAUCGUGCUCACUAACACGGACGAGAUCGGUCUAAAAGAGUGGGCGCUCUCCCUCCGCUCCGCUCACAAAUGCUCCCAAGAGCUGCUCGCUUCCAUGGCCAAGAAGGCCGGCAAGAUCUACGGCACCGACGGCGCCAAAGAAUCGCUAGCACUCGCGCGGCCGCCGCCCGCCGCUUCGCCGGCGCUCGCGCGGGCCCCGAAUGGGAGCAACUAGCACGAGCUGUCCGCGCCCAAUAAGGGCGCGAAGAUGUUCCGGCGUUCCAAGAGCGCCGCCCAGCUCAUCAAGUGAGUGAGUUAGGGUGCGUAAAUGAGGUCUAUGCAUAGUUGGUUUGGCGAGAAUCGAUUGGAGAAACUUUCAGUUGGGUCUUUUUGAUUGUGGGCCGAUUUAAGUAAACUUCAAUUUAAGCAAACUACCUUUAACUGCACUAUUCGAACGUCAUGAUAGUAAAUAACUAUUACCGCGAAUCUGACGUCUGAAAAGUAUUUGAAUCAGCCAAUAAACGAAAAGACACAAUUGAAAGAACUAGUUCUUUUUCACCAAAAAAUUUGCGCUAUAGUAGAUCUUAGUAUGGAGCGCGUCGUUCGAUUUGCGAACUGUGAUGUAAAAUCACGAAAUUUUAAAUUAUAUCUCUUAAAUUCUUAGAGGUGUUUGAAAAGAAACCUUAUCGUUUUAGCAUGGACUAGUUAGUACAAAUUUAAAAAUUAUGCAUAUACCCUGUUUACUCGGAUACAUCUAUAUUCUCGGACAGAGAAGUGACCUUUGACGAUGGUAACUCGAUACUGAAAGGGCGCAUCAAGGCACAUUUUCAGUGAGCUAAUGGAAAUCGGAAUCAAACUUUGUGUGCGGCAUUGCUUGAAGUGACGCAGGACGGAUAAACAGUGAUGGUAAUGGAUAGCCUAUUGAAAAUGAACCUUAAAGUGCGUUGUCUGAAAGUCGAGUAUGGCUCGCUGACGAUUCAGCGCUUGCCGUGAGUGACGGAGGCGUGGCUUGAGCCCCUCGCGUAGUGAAGUGCUCCCGCGGCCCGCUAUAGCUCUAAGAACCAUAGUGACUUUUAGGACUGCCAAUUAUUAAUAAACGAAUGCUGCUCGCAUUUUAUUGUUGUACGAAUUAAUGUGAUAGUACCGAUCAAAUUAAAAUGUAUAAAUAUUUCAUUUACCUACAGUGAUCUUUCGAUUGUGGAUAAUAAACUUUUGUAAUCAUUUGCACCGAUUGACUUUUGUAAUUAUCGAUGUGAAUGUUCUGGAUGUUGUAUUUAACUUCGUAGUAGGUAUUGUAAAAAUAAUAACUUAUAAAUCGAGUAGAUAAGUAUAGCGAUUACCUUUAUGUGUUUGUGCAAUAGAUCAAAAAUAUUAUAGAAAUAAAAUAAAAAUUGUAACUAACGGUGGAACUGGUUAUCGGAAAUUAGAAUGUCUUGAAGAUUUUGACAAAUUGAAUUGUUCGUUGUGCGUAUAUUUAUAGAAGCUUCAAUUUAAUCGAUUUAUAUUGUAAUUAGAAACUCUAGCACUUUGGUUACACCUCCAACUAUUGCACACAAAUUAUAAUAUUGUAUCACAUUUGUUUUGUGUUGUCUCUGGUUGCUCUCUCGUGCAAUUAUGGUAAAAUGUUAAAAUGGUUCCUUUUAUUCAAUAUCUGGAACAAAAUGUAAUGAAUGUUAUUUAUUAAACGGUACUUAAAUUAUAUAUUAUCACACAUUUUGUGUUCUAAACUGACUAUUGCAAUAACUUUCAUUGUUAUUUAUAAAUAGAGACAAAAUGUAAGUAGAUCUUAUAAAAAAUCUCUUUCAUAUAAUACUUAGAGGCAAUACUUUUCUAACAACAUUUAGGUGUGGUGAUUAAUAUAACAAUAGUUGUAAAGCCAAUAUUUAGAUAAAUUUUAAAGCAUGUUCAAUGUCCAUGAAUUUAUGUGGGAUUUUGUUCUAAUAUUUAUUCCAUAGACAAUUUAUUAUGGCAUGGCCAGAAUGACUUUUUGUAUGUUGUGUACGUUUAUAUGUAAACCAAUGCAAAUUCGUUUGAAAAGAACUUUCACUGUGUCUGAUGCAGAUUUAGUUUCAUCAUAUUUUACAUUACGACUGUUUCUUUUGUUGCCAUAUGAUUUUAAAGCAUAUUUUUAUUUUAACACUGUCGGUGAUCUACUCAUUUAAAAGAACUUGAAAGAUGGGAUAUCAUGCCGUGAUGAAAGCAAAGCAAUAUGAAACUUAUCGAUAAAGGUAACAGGGUGAGCCGGCGUUAUGGAUGUAACAUGUUCGCGUGUAUAUAGAAAUACAUACUUUACUCUCAUAGAUUACUUUGGCGACCUUUUGAGCGUAGUAUAGUUUGACGCAAUAGAUUAGACAUUAUGUAUAAAUAUAAUUAUCGAUAUCGGAUAUUACGUCAUCAUUAGCAGAAUAAUAAUAUGAUGCCUAAAUUAGAUUGUAACGGCAUUGGUUUGCUGCUCUGACAAAUGUAAUUACGAAUUUAAGUUACGAUUUUUUAGAAUAUUUUCAUAUUCCUAGUUGAUGCAGUAUAGCUAUAUGUAAUAUCUGUAAUGACAUUAUUGGUACUUGUCAUGAUAACUAUUAGAUGCUAGUCAAUUGAAUUUUACUGCACUAAAGUCAUUGAUUUUAAUGAAAUUAAUUAAAAUUGUAAUGUAAUAGUUUGAGCAGUAUUAUAGGUUAGUUGUUUAUUUCUUGAUGAAAUCAUUCUAUCUAUUGUGAUAUAUCUUUAAAUGCGUAGUCGCAUCAGGUUAGUAACAUUCUCUGUAUGGAGGGAAUUAAUGUGAUUGUGUACUUAGAACUAUUCAAUAACCCAUGGGUGACAGUUUUUCCAAUUUAUUAUAAUACAAUAAUUAGGGUUAAUAGUUCAAUUUACAAAUACCUGCUGUUUUACGCAAAUAACAAGUAUCUGUAGAUUGCACUAGAACACGUCAAAAGUUGAUUGAGUAGCAUUUGAAUAAUGUUUUUGUAUUGUAUUUGACAAUCAUAGUAGUUGGAAAUAUUCAACAUUCCGGAAUGCCAAAUUAGCUUACUAUAGUGGGUAAUUUAAUGCAUUUAAGAGAUUUUUAAUUUAUUUAUGUAAACUCAUACAUCCAUAUUAUAACCAGCACGUGUAGUGUGGAUUAUUUUAAAUUUCGAAGGCUAAUUUUUAAUAAAACCUAGGUCCGAAGCGCACCAGGCUAGAUCUGCAUCAGACAAUGUUACAAUACCUCCUUUAGGAAAUAUUUUUAUUGUGAACCUACAUUAUGUGUAGUAAAUUGUUUAUUUAAUCA